Molecule: messenger RNA, 486 nt
Organism: Sclerotinia borealis F-4128
Lineage: Eukaryota; Fungi; Ascomycota; Leotiomycetes; Helotiales; Sclerotiniaceae
Source: the annotation of a GenBank genome assembly
AUGGCGAUUCACUAUCUGAUCUUGCUGUCGCGGCAGGGUAAAGUUAGACUUGCAAAAUGGUUCACAACAUUAUCGCCAAGGGAGAAGGCCAAGAUCAUUAAAGAUGUCUCCCAACUUGUGCUGGCACGAAGAACGAGGAUGUGCAAUUUCUUGGAGUACAAAGAUUCGAAAAUAGUUUAUCGUCGAUACGCCUCCCUCUUCUUUAUCGCUGGUUGUGCUUCGAAGGAUAAUGAACUCAUUACUCUGGAGAUUGUUCACCGCUAUGUUGAGCAGAUGGACAAAUACUAUGGAAACGUCUGCGAGCUGGACAUCAUUUUUAACUUUCAAAAGGCAUACUUCAUACUGGAUGAGCUAUUGCUAGCUGGCGAAAUGCAGGAGAGUAGUAAGAAGAAUGUGCUCAGGGUUAUAUCAGCACAAGACUCAAUAGAGGAUACAGAGGCUGAAGAAGAGGUGAUCAGUGGACUUAGAGAGAUCGGUCUCGCUUGA